AUGGAGGCUGCGAAACCGAAGCCAAAGCCUGCCCCGCGCGGGGCGGCAAAGGCGAAAGUUGCGACUGCUGUACCCCAAGAUCAGCAAGCAGUCGGACAAGACUCUACUAAUCUUAAUUCUACAACGACCAACCCACAAGAUACGAUCAUGGGCGAUGACACAAAAGACCAAGAUCCUGGCGCCUCAACGUCCGCAGAGGAGCCAAUAAGUCGACAAGCCAAAGACGAGUUCGCCGCUCUACUUGAGCCUUUCUAUUAUGGCAAGAGUAUGACGGACCCCAUCAACACGGCGCGCGACAAGUGGAAUUUACUGCCGGCAUUCCUGAAGACCAAGGGUUUAGUCAAGCAACACGUUGACUCGUACAACCACUUCGUCGACGUGGAGCUCAAGAAGAUCAUCAAGGUCAACCGUUUCGUCCGCAGCGACUUCGACCCCAAGUUCCUACUCGAAUAUACCGAUAUCCGCGUUCUGGCGCCGAACCGACAGGAAGAAGAUGAUCUCGAUCACCAUAAGAGUACCGUCACACCCAACGAGUGCAGGCUACGCGACAUGACAUAUGCUGCGCCAAUAGUAGUGGACAUUAUAUACACGAGGGGGAAUGCAAAGGUCAAGCGUACAGGAAUCAAGAUUGGCAGGAUGCCCAUAAUGUUGAAGAGCAAUAAAUGUGUGCUUGCGGGCAAGAACGAUAACGAUAUGGCCGUCAUGGGCGAGUGUCCGCUGGACCCAGGAGGUUACUUCAUCACCCGUGGACAGGAGAAGGUUAUUCUGGUUCAAGAGCAGUUGAACAAGAACCGAGUUAUUGUUGAAAGUGCAAAGGGCAUCAUGCAAGCCAGCGUCACCAGUUCUACUCACGAAAGGCGAACCAAGACGUAUGUCAUCCAGAAGAAAGGUCUCAUGUACCUGCGACACAACACGCUCUCCGAGGAAAUCCCCAUCGUCUUCGUAAUGAAGGCACUGGGUGUGGCUUCCGACAAGGAGAUCCUGACCAUGGUUGCUGGCGAAGACAGCGCGUAUCAGGACAACUUCUCCAUCAACUUUGAGGCUUGCGCAAAAGAAGAGAUUUUUACACAAGAGAGGGCACUGGAGUAUAUCGGGCAUCGUGUGCGCUUAGUGAAGAAGCCGCUUGGUACAUCACGCAACCGGAAUUACCAUCUUGAGGCCAUUGAGUGUUUGUCGAAUGUUGUCCUGCCACACGUACCAGUCGAAGGCACAAACUACCGACCCAAGGCGCUUUACGUCGCUCUCAUGGCGCGUAGGGUGUUGAUGGCCAUGCAAAACCCCAAGCUAGUUGACGAUCGCGACUAUGUUGGUAACAAGCGUCUGGAGUUGUCCGGUCAGAUGUUGUCGCUCCUUUUCGAGGAUCACUUUAAGCGCUUCAACCACGACUUCAAGCUGAGCAUUGACAAAGUGCUCAAGAAACCAGUCCGAGCCCAAGAAUUCGAUGCCUUUUCACAUUUCAGUGUCCACAAGAACCACAUCACCAUGGGUGUCGAGCGUGCCAUUGCUACUGGAAAUUGGAGUCUAAAGCGAUUCAAGAUGGACAGGGCUGGUGUCACGCACGUACUGAGCAGGUUGAGUUACAUCGCUGCACUCGGUAUGAUGACGAGAAUCAGCUCGCAAUUCGAGAAGACGCGCAAGGUCUCCGGUCCCCGUGCGCUCCAACCAUCGCAGUUUGGUAUGCUUUGCACAUCCGAUACACCAGAAGGAGAAGCCUGUGGUCUCGUCAAGAACUUGGCGUUGAUGACGCACAUCACAACUGAAGACGACGACGAUCCUGUCCGCAAGAUUGUGUUCAUGCUCGGCGCUCAAGAUAUCUGCUCGCUGACUGGUGAGGAUAUCCAUGCCGAGGGUGUGUACAGCUUGUGCCUUAACGGUACACCUAUCGCUGUUACAGACAGACCCAAGCACUUCCUGAACAGCUUCCGGGGUCUUCGGCGCAUGGGGCGUGUCUCCGAGUUUACUAGCAUCCACAUCGAUCACGACCACUGCGAAGUUCACAUCGCUACAGACGAAGGGCGGAUUUGCCGGCCGAUGAUUAUUGUUGAGAACCAACGCUCCAAAGUGACAUCGCGGUACCUGAAAGCUCUUCGCAAGGGCACACUGGAUUUUGAGGAUUUUCUCACAAGAGGUCUGGUCGAGUAUCUUGAUACCAAUGAGGAAAACGAUACGAAUAUUGCUCUGAAGGAAACCGAUAUCAACCAACAUACGACACAUCUCGAGAUUGAGCCGUUUACCAUUCUUGGUGCCGUUGCCGGUCUCAUUCCCUAUCCCCACCACAACCAGUCACCGCGUAACACCUAUCAAUGUGCUAUGGAUACUCUUCUCUAUCUCAUGGUCUACCCACAACAGCCCAUGGUCAAGACGCGUACCAUUGAGCUUACGAAGUACGACAAGCUGCCCGCCGGUCAGAAUGCGACAGUCGCAGUCAUGUCUUACUCUGGUUACGAUAUUGAGGAUGCUCUCAUCUUGAACAAAGCGUCUUGCGACCGUGGAUUUGGUCGCUGUCAGGUCAUGAAGAAGCACGUCACGCAACUAAAAACGUAUGCCAACGGCACAUCUGACCGCAUCAACGCGGGUGCCCUCGAUCCCGACAACAAGAAUCACCAAGCCAUCGGCAAAGACGGUAUCGCACAAGUAGGCGCCCGCAUAGAAGCCGGCGACGCCUACCUCCUCAAGUCCAUCCCGGUAGACACUGCCGGCCCACCAUCGAACACGUACAAAGACAAGCCCGAAAAGUACAAGAACCCCGAUUACAGCUACAUCGACAAAACCUGCGUCACCGAAAACGAAGCCGGAGUCACUCUAAUCAAGCUCCUCUUCCGCCAAACCCGCCGCCCCGAACUCGGCGAUAAAUUCUCGUCCCGCCACGGCCAAAAAGGUACAACAGGCCUCAUCGUCCAGCAAGAAGACAUGCCCUUCAACGACCAAGGCAUCUGCCCCGACAUCAUCAUGAACCCCCACGGUUUCCCCUCGCGCAUGACGGUCGGCAAGAUGAUGGAACUCCUCUCCGGCAAAGCCGGUGUCCUCAACGGCACCUUGGAAUACGGAACAGCCUUUGGCGGCUCCACAGUCGAAGACAUGAGCAAAAUCCUCGUCGACAAGGGGUUUUCCUACACCGGCAAGGAUUACCUCACUUCUGGUAUCACGGGUGAAGCACACCAGUUCUAUACCUUCUUCGGCCCGAUUUACUACCAGAAACUCAAACACAUGGUGCAGGAUAAAAUGCACUCGCGAGCACGUGGUCCCCGUGCUAUUCUCACGCGCCAGCCCACGGAGGGUCGUGCGCGGGAUGGUGGGUUGCGUCUCGGUGAGAUGGAGCGCGAUUGCUUGAUUGCGUAUGGCGGCCAAAUGGGCUAUAGCGGCUACUGCAAACUCUGCGAGAGCGAGAAGGCAGUGCGCAAAAUCACUAUGCCGUAUGCGGCAAAGCUGCUGAUUCAGGAGCUGGGCAGUAUGAAUAUCAAGGUGACGAUUGGGCUGGAGGAUGAGUUUCCUAGGGAUGCUUAG
Molecule: messenger RNA, 3504 nt
Organism: Pyrenophora tritici-repentis Pt-1C-BFP
Lineage: Eukaryota; Fungi; Ascomycota; Dothideomycetes; Pleosporales; Pleosporaceae
Source: RefSeq, a predicted model, not a curated record